Messenger RNA from Oncorhynchus masou masou (cherry salmon), 971 nucleotides. Its product is annotated as elongation factor-like GTPase 1. The transcript has 4 exons. Gene Ontology annotation, cellular component: cytosol; ribonucleoprotein complex. NCBI's taxonomy places the organism in Eukaryota, Metazoa, Chordata, Actinopteri, Salmoniformes, Salmonidae. The record is from RefSeq and is a predicted model, not a curated record. Gene Ontology annotation, biological process: cytosolic ribosome assembly. Gene Ontology annotation, molecular function: ribosome binding; GTPase activity. The annotation marks the transcript as partial.
GUUUGCCAAGAUUGAGAUCAGUGCCUCCAAGCCUAUCAUCCCAUUCAGAGAGACCGUGAUCAGACCACCCAAAGUGGACAUGGUCAAUGAAGACCUGGGGAAACAACAGAAGGUGAAAGAGUCAGACACCCUGCACCUGGACCCCAGCGGCCUGGUGACCCUCACCACCCCCAACAGACAGGCCACCGUGGGGGUACGGGCCAUACCACUACCCGAAGGUGAGAGAGAGUUGAGCUGGCAGGUCAGGCCCAGAGGGAGGGAGGACCCUGGACAUGAGUACCUGGACCCUAGAUGCCCUGAUGGUGCUGAAGAGCAGGCUGGAGGUCCUGCUGCAGGGAGGAAGUGGAGAAACGCUGUGGACCGGAUAUGGGCCUUUGGACCACGCAGGUAUGGACCAAACAUCCUCCUUAACAGCGUAGAGGGGUACCAGAGACCAUCCGUGUGGCACUGCCUCGAACGAGAGAAAGGAGAGAAAGAGGGAGGGGCGAAAGCUGAGGCCAGUGCCAUCCGAGACUUUGACAACAGCGUUGUCAGCGGUUUCCAGCUCGCCACCCUCUCUGGUCCAAUGUGUGAGGAGCCCCUCAUGGGUGUCUGCUUCUCUGUGGAGAGAUGGGACAUGAACUUCCCCACCCAGCGCACCCACCUGGACUCUGUGACUGAAGAAGACUCCAACUCCCUUGAUGCAUCUGUUUCCGAAAGCCCCGGUGAGGCUGCAGGUCAGCAGGAGGCCUCAGGCAAGGCAGGGGGAGCGGGUGAGACGCCUUCCAAGGCAGAGGGUGCUGUGGCUGGGGCGAGCCAGGGGAGACGCAGGGCGGAGGUUGUGGCCGGGCUAGUGGACUGCUACGGGCCGUUCUCUGGCCAGCUCAUAGCUGCUGUGAAGGAGGCUUGUCGGCACGCGUUCCAGGCCAAACCUCAGAGACUCAUGGCUGCUAUGUACACCUGUGAAAUCAUGGCUACAGCAGAGGUGUUAG